This is a messenger RNA of Phycodurus eques (leafy seadragon), 7018 nucleotides long. It is a transcript of the gene septin6, whose product is annotated as septin 6. The transcript is spliced from 10 exons. Gene Ontology annotation, biological process: cilium assembly; cytoskeleton-dependent cytokinesis. Gene Ontology annotation, cellular component: cell division site; microtubule cytoskeleton; septin complex. Gene Ontology annotation, molecular function: GTP binding; molecular adaptor activity; GTPase activity. The coding region runs from base 69 to 1367 and encodes 432 amino acids. Lineage: Eukaryota; Metazoa; Chordata; Actinopteri; Syngnathiformes; Syngnathidae. The record is from RefSeq and is a predicted model, not a curated record.
GUGUAAACUCAGCUCUUCAGCUUCCCCCGCUCAACUCGGAGGGUGUGCUCGGCUAACGGCUAUCACCAAUGGCGUCCACGGAGAUAGCGAGGCAAGCGGGAGAAGGUGCCCGUGCCGUACCUCUCGCCGGUCAUGUUGGCUUCGACAGCAUGCCUGACCAGCUGGUCAACAAAUCUGUCAACCAUGGAUUUUGCUUCAACAUCCUCUGCGUCGGCGAGACAGGUCUGGGCAAGUCCACCCUGAUGGACACGCUGUUCAACACCAAGUUCGAGGGUGAGCCCACCCAGCACAGCCAGCCUGGGGUGACGCUCAAGUCCAACACCUACGAACUGCAGGAAAGCAAUGUGCGCCUCAAGCUCACCGUCGUCAACACUGUGGGCUUUGGAGACCAGAUCAACAAAGAAGACAGUUACAAGUCCAUUGUGGAAUUCAUCGAUACCCAGUUCGAAGCAUAUCUCCAAGAGGAGUUGAAGAUCAAGCGCACACUACACAGCUACCACGACACGCGCAUCCAUGCAUGCCUCUACUUCAUUGCCCCCACGGGACACUCGCUCAAAUCCCUGGACCUGGUGACCAUGAAAAAGCUUGACAGCAAGGUUAAUAUCAUCCCAAUCGUUGCAAAGUCUGAUGCCAUCUCCAAGAGCGAGCUUGCCAAGUUCAAGAUUAAAAUCACCAGCGAGCUAGUGAGCAACGGCGUGCAGAUCUACCAGUUCCCCACCGAUGAUGAGUCAGUCGCCGAGAUCAACUCCACCAUGAACAGUCAUUUGCCCUUUGCCGUCGUCGGCAGCACGGAGGAGGUGAAGAUCGGGAACAAGAUGGUGAAAGCUCGUCAGUAUCCCUGGGGCACGGUGCAGGUGGAGAACGAGAAUCACUGCGACUUUGUCAAACUACGUGAAAUGCUGAUCCGGGUGAACAUGGAGGACCUGCGGGAGCAGACACACACACGCCACUAUGAGCUGUACCGCCGCUGCAAGCUGGAGGAGAUGGGCUUCAAGGACACGGACCCUGACAGCAAGCCCUUCAGUCUGCAAGAGACAUACGAAGCAAAGAGGAAUGAGUUCAUGGGUGAGCUGCAGAAGAAGGAAGAAGAAAUGCGGCAAAUGUUCGUCCAGAGAGUGAAAGAGAAGGAGGCGGAGCUCAAAGAAGCAGAGAAAGAGUUGCACGAGAAGUUUGACCGCUUGAAGAAGCUGCACCAGGACGAGAAGAAGAAGCUGGAGGACAAAAGGAAGUCCCUGGACGACGAGCUCAACACGUUCAAACAGAAAAAGACUGCCACUGAGCUCUUGCAGAAUCAAGCCCAGCAGGCAGGGGGCUCCACCACGCUCAAGCGGGACAAAGAGAAGAAGAAAUCUCGGCAUGAUGUCUAGCUUUUGAGGAUCUUUUGGUCUACUUCACUUUGUCAGGUAGGUCCUACUUAAGUGAUUGCUCCAUAGAGAAACCGGUAUGGCAGUAUCAGUUCUGGGUGUGGCUUGAGAAGUUGAACUCUGGUAUGAUAAACCACAGUUAUGGUUUAAUAGGGGGGUAGUCACUUUUUCACACAGGCCAUGUAGGUUUGGAUUGUUUUUCUUCCUCAAAAAUAAAAAACAUUUAAAAAUUGCAUUUUGUAAUUACUUUUGUUGUCUUUGACUAAUAUUUAAAUUUGUUUGAUUAUGGAAAAAUUUAUUGUAACAAACAUGCAAAAAAAUGAAUCAGGAAGAGGGUAAACACUUUUUCACACCGCUGUACAUAGUAACAUUUACGUCACUAGACACAUAAAUACAUGUAUUCACCUUAAUGAGCACCUACAUGAUCACUUACAUGUGUAAAUGUAUACAUAAGUAUUUAAGAUAGAGGUUGAACUUGAUAAAAUAAUAAAUAAAUAAAUAAAUACAAAAAAAUGUACAGGCUUUGUAAUUAAUCUUGAUUAAUCGCCUUUUAAUCAUAUAACAAAAUUUGUCCCAAAAAGCAACAUGGUUUAAUUUAAAUAAAUUUUAGUCUACAACUGAGUCAAAUAAUUGACACUGACAGUCAUCAAGGCUUCUAUUGGGUAGUUUAUUUAUUUAUUUUUUAAAAAUUUUAUUUUCUUUUUUUUGAAAAUGAAAUUUGUCUCCCAUCCGUCUUAGCAACGCUGUUUCAUCUCAUUCUUCCAUUUUGGUAGCCGAGCUCUGACGUAUGUGUCAGUGUAAUCUGUGUACCAGGAAAUCAUGCACUGACAGAAGUUCUGAUUGUUUUGAACACAAAAUGCAAUUAAAAUACGUUCAUUUUUUUCCACUAAUUAUUUGUUUGUAAUUAAAUAAUCUCAAACAAUGAGAUAAAGUCCCACCCGUAAUUUAAACCGAUAUACAUGGCAACACAUGUACACACAUCUUAAACUCUCAUGAUUACAACCACCAUGUACGUAAAUGCAUACCGUGAGAGUUGAAGAUCAUGGCUUGAUGAAGCCAUCGGAACCACAUCAUCUGAAAAAAGCAGUACUGAUACUGAUGUCACUUAACCGGAACGUCUCAACACCUCUGCUGCACCUAGAAAUUCUGUCCAUAAAGGUAAUCAGAAUCGGAAUCGGUGACAAAGGGCAACCUUGGCGGAGUCCAACCCUCACUGGAAACGAAUCCGACUUACUGCGAGCAGUGCGGACCAAGCUCUGAAAACAGUCGUACAGGGACCGAACUGCCCUUAUCAAGGGGUCUGUUACUGAACUCCCUGAUGGGCACGGUUGAACGCCUUCUCCAAGUCCACAAAGCGCAUGUAGAUUGGUAGGGUGAACACCCAUGAACCCUCGAGGACCCUGCCAAGAGUGACGAGAUGGUCCACUAUUCAAUGGCCAGAGCAAAAACCACACUGUUCCUCCUGAAUCUGAGAUUCGACUUCCCGAUGGACCCUCCUCUCCAGAACACUCUGAAUAAACCUAACGAGGGAGGCUGAGGAGUGUGAUUUCCCCCCCCCCACCCCCAUAGUUGGCGCACACCCUCCAGUACCCCUUCUUAAAAGGGGGUACCACCACCCCGGUCUGCUAAUCCAGAGGUAUAGUUCCUGAUGUCCAUGUGAUGUUGCAGAGGCAUGUGAACCAGAACUGCCUCACAACAUCCAGAGCCUUCAGGAACUACCGCCGGUUCUCAUCCAUCCCCAGGGCAAUGCAACUGAGGAGUGGGAGUUGAAGCUCCUUCUGACAGGGGACUCUGCCAGAUGUUGCCAACAGACCAUCACGAUAAUUGGGUCUGCCAGGCCAUCUUCUCCCACCAUCGAAGCCAACUUACCACCAGGUGUUAAUCGGUUGACAGCUCCGCCCCUCUCAUUAUCCAAGUGUCCAAGACAUGUGGCCAUAAGUCCGAUGACACAACCACAAAGUCAUCAUCAAACUGUGGCCUAGAGUGUCCUGGUGGCAAGUGCACGUGUUGACACCCUUAUGUCUGAACAUGGUGUUCGUUAUGGACAAUCCGUGACAAGCACAGAAGUCCAUUUACAGAACGCCACUCAGGUUCUGGUCGGGGGGUGGGGGGGGAAGGUUCCUCCCAGUCACCCCCCUCCAUGUAUGACUGUCAUUGCUUAUGUUAGCAUUGAAGUCUCUUAGCAGAACAAGGGAGUCCCCAGUGGGAGCGCUCUCCAGCAACCCCUCCAAGGAAUCCAAAAAGUGUGGGUACUCUGAACUGCUGUUUGGUGCAUCGGCACAAACAACAGUCAGGACCCGUCCCCCCACCCGAAGGCUACACUCUCGUCCACUGGGGUAGACCCCAAUGUAUAGGCACUGAGCCAAGGGGCAAUAAGUAUGCCCACACCUGCUCGGCACCUUUCACUGUGGGAAACUCCAGAGUAGAAGAAAAUCCAACCCCUCUCGAGAGGACUGGUAUCAGAGCCUAACUAUAUCUAGUUGGAACUUCUCAACCUUCCACACCAGCUUGGGUUCCUUCCCUGCCAGAGAGGUGACAUUCCACGUCCCUAGAACUAGCUUCUGUAGCCGGGGAUCAGACCGCCAAGGUCCCUGCCUUCGGCCGCCACCCACCUCACUUCACAUCAGGCCCCCUUGGCUCCUCCCACGGGUGGUUAACCCAUGGGAAGGGGGACGAACGUGGUCUUAUGGGGCCCCAUGGGUGAAGGCUCUGUCACCAGGCACUCACCUUCGAGCCUAACCUCUAGGCCUGGCUCCAGAGGAGGGGCACGUCCGGACAAGGGAAACCUUUAUUCAUCAUAGGGGUCUCUGAGCUGUACUUUGUCUGGUCCCUCACUUAGAACCUGUUUGCCAUGGGUGACCCUACUAGGGGCGUAAAGCCCCAUACAACUUUGGUCCUACACACACCCCUCCACCACAAUAAGGUGACUGCUAAGGGAGGGGACAUUUUAUCAACAAUCCAAUAUAUGUUGUGACUAAGCAAGUUUGUAUGACUCAACUUGACUAUCUUGAUAACACCCCCUCCCCAACACACACACAUAUAUUGUGACUUGCUUGAUAUUUGAAGGUGAGAAUAAAAUAAAUAGGAUAAAGAUGAAGUUUGAAACUCAGAUUCAACAAAAUGGUCACACAAGAUCUUCACCGCUAUUGAAUCAGUAAUACAGUUAGCCGGCCAGAAAUGUAAACACUUUCGCUGGUUUUAAAGAUUUAUAACUUUCUAAGUAUUUAUCACAGGAAAAUAACUCUUAUCACUGGAAUCAUCCUUAAAAGUCUCUCUGAUCAUGCUACUCUCAUGUAAAUCAGCUAAGCUUUACUGUUACAUACAUUACCUAUUUUAAGUUGAUCCAGUGAGAUCGGUGGUUCGGGAAAAAUGAGCACCAAGCAACAACCUCUGGUGGUCAUUUGAGAACAAGACCAAACUUUUUUUUAUGUGCGCCCCUGUCCAUGUAGUCUCUUAAUGUUGUAGCUGGAUGUCAAAUUUAGUCGGGUUUAAUUUUAGCCCCCUCCUCUUAUGUCACCCCAGUGUGUGUGUUCUUUGUCUCUGCUCAUUAACAAGAAAUCUGUAAAUGGUUCUACUUUAAUUCACUGGAUUUUUCAGAGCGCUAAAGGCUUUCUGAAGCUUUCCUCUUAAGAUUACAUUUUUUCUCAAAUCAGCAAAAAGAAAGCCGACUUGCUCUAUUUCACUGCAAUAAAUGUUACUCAGAUCUCAACACAAUUCAUAAAUUUAACGUUUAACUGAUUUGGGGAAGCAGAGGCUGGUUGUCCACUCAAUCUUUCCAUUGAACUCUUUUUAUGCCCCUCGUGGGGUUCAUUAGAACAUGUUUUUUUUGUCAUGUUUGCUUAGAGGCGGCCAUUUGAACCAGAUGAACUCUAUCAUUUUUGCCGUGUCAUUGAUAAUGUGACUGUUGUGUGCAUGUUAGCAAAGGAAGAAAAUGCUUGCACUUAGAGGACUCCUUUUUGCUACCUUUAACCUCACAAACCACUUCUUCUCUUUCCAAGUAUCCGCAGGAAUAUUCAUCUUCCAUAACACUGCUGUUUAUAUCACUGAAUCCCAACAUUCACAUUCCCACCAAUUCCAACAAUAUUUAUUUGUACAGUGGAACCUCUAAAUUUGAACGGCCCUGAGGUCGUACAAGGGAUGGUCAUAAUAAUCCAUUAAUCGAAGAAUUGAUUGUUGCUUAAUCGCGUCAUGAAGCAGUUAGAAGCAAUAUGGAGUGCUCUCCAUUGGUGGAACCAGCAGAGGGUCUGUUGAUUCAGCCUCACUAAUUUGCUCUGCUAAGGCAAAACAUAUGAAAACAGGAGUUCAGAAGAUUCAGAGAGAGAUCCUCUCACCUCAUUAAAAUGUGUUUAAGAAAAAGUCAUUUCCCAUCAAUCAAUCAAGAAAAUGUAUUCACAAAUUUUCAGUAAACAUAUUUCAGAAUCAGAAUCAAAAUCAGAAUCAUCUUUAUUUGCCAAGUAUGUCCAAAACACACAAGGAAUUUGUCGCCGGUAGUUGGAGCCGCUCUAGUACAACAGACAGUCAAUUUACAGAACACUUUGGAGACAUAACGACAUUGCAUCUUUUUGCACAAUUGUUUUUUGUCAGAGUCCUCUCGCACUUAGAGCAGUUCGAAUGACUAAUAUUGCAAUAGUCCUGUGCAAUGACCAUUGUGCAAAGGGCGCUGAGACUUCAAGGAGUGUAUGCGGUUUAAAGUGACGAGUAGUGCGAUAAUCUGGGACAAUGUUGGUUGUGCAAAUGUUACAGAUACUCCUCAAUCAGUGUGCAAAUGGAGCAGGUGCUACUCUGGCAUGAGUGGCCAGUAUAUGCAAAUAGUGCAGCAUGGCGAGACAACUACAGUGAGUGCACGAGUAAUACAUAAUUGGCCCCACAGAAAUGUGACAACGAACUCAAGUCAAAAAAUUGCCAGCUUGUUGUAAUGGAAUUAUAGGUCAGGUGUUUAAGAAGUUGAUCGCAAGAGGGAAGAAGCUGUUGGAAUGUCAACUAGUUCUAGUUUGCAUUGAUCGGUAGCGCCUACCUGAGGGAAGGAGCUGGUGAACGGGGUGCGGAGGGUCCGAGAGUAUUUUGCACGCCCUUGUCUUAGUUCUGGGAGCGUGCAAGUCCUCAAUGGUUGGUAGGGGGGUACCGACAAUCCUUUCAGCAGUUUUGAUUGUCCGUUGCAGUCGGAGUUUGUCCUUUUUUGUAGCAGCACCAAACCAGUGUAAGCUUAAACUUUUCUUUAGCAUUUAGUUCCUUUUUGGCAUCAGUUAUUUAAAAAAGGGACCGGCCUUAACAUGGGCUGUGAACAGAAGAAGGGCGAUUGGAAAAGAACCUCAAAAUACUAAUUUCCAUACAAUUGUUGGAUUCAGAAUUCAACCCAUUACUUUCAGGAAAAGUCUGAGAGUCGAACCCAGAGCCGUAGAAUUAUAAGGAAGACAUGCAAACCACAAUUGCUGCCACAGAUUGUUUCAAAAUCUGUUAUUCCCUAUUUGUAGAAAUGGGUUCCAAAUCCAAACAAAUGGUGUCAUGAAAUGGAUUGCAUUGAUUGACCAUAGAGGUUUUUCUGUACAUACAAUUUGUGUUCUGGUACCUAAUUUCCUGUAGGUCACAGUUAUUGAGUGCUGCUUGUAGUGUGGAUGACAAAGUGUGAGUGCAUGUAUCACCCAUGUUGCAUCCAU